AUGUAUCUUGCAGUGGUUUUCCUAGCUCUGCUGACAAUCGCUCUAAGUACCUAUUUCUUAUCAAAGAAUACCCAACUAAGGGAAAAAAUUCAAGAAGAUGCAGACGCUCAGAUCUUGAAGCCGAAGGAGGGGAAUGGAGAAGAAGAUACAAAGACGAGGAUUCCAAUAUCAGUCAACUACCAUCUCACACGGCAAUGCAAUUACAGCUGCGGUUUCUGCUUCCACACGGCAAAGACAUCCCACGUCGAGCCCCUAGAUAACGCUAAGCGCGCCAUGCUCCUCCUCAAAGAAGCCGGCAUGCGCAAAGUCAACUUCGCCGGCGGCGAGCCCUUCAUGAACGCCAAGUUCUUGGGCCAACUAGCACAAUACUGCAAAUCCACACUCCAGCUCGAAUCCGUCUCUAUCGUCACAAACGGCAGCAAAGUCACCCCCACCUGGCUCGCCGAAUACGGCAAAUACAUCGACAUCAUGGCCGUAUCCUGCGACUCCUUCGACGAAGCCACCAACGUCAAGAUCGGCCGCGGCACAGGCAAGCACUUGCAGAAAUUCAGACAACUCGCAGGGCUAUGUGAGGAGUAUGGGGUCAUGUUCAAGGUCAACACCGUCGUCAACAGGUACAAUUGGCAGGAAGACAUGAACGCCGCCAUCCAAGCCAUGGGCCCGAAACGCUGGAAAUGCUUCCAAGUGCUCAUCAUCGAUGAAGAGAACGGUGGCGACAAGACGCUCCGCGAUGCUCGGGAAUUCCAAAUCACUGGCGAGGAGUUCCAGUUCUUCUGUGACAAGCACAAGCACAAUGCGUGUUUUGUGCCAGAGGGGAAUGGGGUGAUGAAGAGUUCGUAUUUGCUGCUGGAUGAGUAUCUCUGUUUCUUGAAUAAAGGGGUGAAGGGGAAGACGAAGAGCAUCUUGGAGAUUGGCGUGAAGGAGGCGAUGAAGGAUGUCUAUUGGGAUGAGGAAGGGUUUCAGGAGAGGGGUGGGGAGUAUCCUUGGACCAAGCCAAGCACAGGUGGGUGUGGGGAGGGAAAGAAUCCUGAGCUUGAGUUCUAG
Molecule: messenger RNA, 1044 nt
Organism: Letharia columbiana
Lineage: Eukaryota; Fungi; Ascomycota; Lecanoromycetes; Lecanorales; Parmeliaceae
Exons: 2
Coding region: 1-1044 (347 amino acids)
Molecular function (GO): catalytic activity; 4 iron, 4 sulfur cluster binding
Source: RefSeq, a predicted model, not a curated record